UUUUUAACGGCCGUCGGAUAUCUGAGUUGCAGUCACGCAACGACAUAGUACUUUGAGAAGUCACUUUCUUGUAAUAUGGCCGGAAAAAUAGUACUCGUUAGCGGUUGUUCAUCGGGAAUAGGAUUGUCUGCGGCUAUUUUACUGGCCAGUGAUCAACAUAAGCGUUUCAAAGUUUAUGCAACGAUGCGAAAUCUUGAGAAGAAGAAAGAGCUUGAGGAACGAGGAAAGUAUGUCCUCGGAGACACACUUUUCAUAAAGGCCAUGGAUGUGUGUUCGGAUGAUUCUGUUAACGCGGUUGUUCAAGAGGUUAUAUCUGCACAUCAGCGAAUUGAUGUCGUCAUAAACAAUGCUGGAAUAGGCUAUUUUGGUCCACUGGAGGUACAAAGUAUGGAUUCAGCAAGGAACAUAUUCGAGACCAAUUUUUUCGGAGUAUUACGUCUCACCAGGGCUGUACUUCCAUAUAUGAAGUCCAACAAGGAGGGUCACAUUAUCUGCGUAUCCAGUAUGGGCGGUAUCAAUGGAGUGCCCUUCAAUGGCAUUUAUUGUGCGUCGAAGUUCGCUGUAGAGGGUCUGUGUGAAUCUUUGGCUCCGUUGCUCAAGACCUUUAAUGUGAGAUGCUCUGUGAUUGAACCAGGGCCAGUUUCAACAUCUUUUUUCGCCAAUACUAAAAUGAUAUCCGAAAGUGACGCUCUCCUUGACGAAGUAGAUGAUGAAACAAAACAUCUUCUUGAUAACUGCGUUAAAAAGAUGCGAGGUUCUUUCUCUACCAUGGUUCAAACUCCGGAUGAAAUUGCCCAGGUGAUCCUAGAAGCACUCGACGCGGAAAGGCCACAUUUUAGGUAUCAAACUAACAAGAAUUAUGUGUCUGCUGCGGCAAACAAGUUGGUGGAUAUUACCGGUGAUAAAUCAAUGGAAAUGAUGCACCAGCGUUUCUUCAGCUAAAAUUCUUGGAGACGUUUUGUCAGUGUUUAGACGGUGAACCUUUGAGUGAAAAGCUACUGGCAUUAUCAUAUAGAUUCGACACUACAUUUUAUAUACUUAUUUUAAGUCUUGUCCUUCCUCUCUCCUCUCUGACCAAUUGGAAAGAAGACCAAGGUUUUUGCUAAAAGAAAAACUAUGAACUAUAAUUGUUUUAAAUUAAUAUGUGAAUUUACCGCUGGAGUGGAGGAAAAAUAAAAUACUAAAACAAAACUAUGGACUACCCAAAAACAAAUCCAUGGGGUAAACAGAGCGGACCUACGUUUUGAGGGUCCAGUGCUCUCUCCAUUUGACCAUGCAGCCUACUGUGUCAAGUCUUACUUCAUCCAUGCGAGAAUAGACCACACUGACAUCUUUGCUAAUACUGGGGUCAGAAGGAACACCUUACCAGGUCGCUCAAGGGGCAUGUUGUUUCGCGCAGCUUCGAUCUUUGUUAUUGUCCUAUGAGAGCCUCUCUUAAAGUUGUGUGUUUGCAAACCUUUUUUUUUUCCAUGAUGGGCCGAGGAGAUCUUUGAUCUGUGUAAUAGUAUGGCUCGUAAUGCUGGUUAUCCUCUGACACAAUUUUUUUUUUUAAUAGAUCGAACCUACCAUACUUUCUCGUCUAUUUCCCUGGAAAUGCUAUUGACUUACUGCCCAAUUGUUUCUCACCAAAUUAUUGUAAUUGAAUUUUUCACAAACACGUUCGCCAUAGAAACCGUUCAAUCUUCCGGAAAACCCUUACUUUUAGCCUUUAAAUCCUGUAACCCAGAAACGAGAUUGAUGCCCACAAGUUAUUAUUAUUACCAAAUACUGCCAUCAGCGCAUAAGAUUCGCGGAUUCAUCUUUCUAUAAAACUUCAAAAUAUGAAAUUGUAUAUGUGGUACAGAAAUAAUUUGAGGUAGAUCUGAAAAAUAUGUAAGGUAUUUCUUCAAACAAACCAGCAUUCAAACAAGAACUGAAGUUAAGUUUAAGAAGGCAGGUUGCAAACCUUACCAGUGCUCAUUCUAGCUUCCGAAUUAAGUGAAGGGAAGAACUCAAAACGUAUUCACAAGUAAAAUGAAUGAGAAAAAAUUUUCUUCAUUCAAAGUACAAAAUAAUACAUUUUUCAGUUAUUCAUUAUAUAAAAAAGUAAGUAGACAGUUUAA
Messenger RNA from Stylophora pistillata, 2102 nucleotides. Its product is annotated as retinol dehydrogenase 8. Gene Ontology annotation, cellular component: cytosol. The record is from RefSeq and is a predicted model, not a curated record. NCBI's taxonomy places the organism in Eukaryota, Metazoa, Cnidaria, Anthozoa, Scleractinia, Pocilloporidae. Gene Ontology annotation, molecular function: oxidoreductase activity.